Molecule: messenger RNA, 2828 nt
Organism: Camponotus floridanus (Florida carpenter ant)
Lineage: Eukaryota; Metazoa; Arthropoda; Insecta; Hymenoptera; Formicidae
Gene: Nsun2
Product: tRNA (cytosine(34)-C(5))-methyltransferase
Exons: 11
Coding region: 159-2357 (732 amino acids)
Biological process (GO): tRNA methylation
Cellular component (GO): nucleus; cytoplasm
Molecular function (GO): tRNA (cytidine-N5)-methyltransferase activity; tRNA binding
Source: RefSeq, a predicted model, not a curated record
CCCUGGUUUAACCAAUCGUUUAACCUACCGUGUCGAAUGACCGCGUGUGAUAAGACGAUUACGUAUUUGCAUAUAAAAUUAAUACCUGUUAAUGUGUUCUAAAAUUUGUGUAUGCAAUUAUUAGUUAAUUAAUCCAAACUACAUACUUUUAAAGAAAAAUGGGUAAAGGACGGAAAAAUAAGCCGAAAAAGAACUUUGCUGAAAAACGUCGUGAGAAACUAAAAAAAAAGGAUGAAUGGGAUAUUACUCCACAUAGAAGCUAUGCUGAUAUUAUCAGGGAGAACCAAGAUUUUGAAAAUUAUUAUAAGACACAAGGAAUAAUUCCAGGAGACAAAUGGGACGCGUUUAUCAACACUAUGAAGACCAAUCUGCCAGUUGCUUUUCGUAUUACUGGUUCAAAAGCUGAAGCUAAAGCCUUAUUGGAGAUAAUUAAAAGUGAUUUUUUUAAAGAAAUCUUAAAUGCAAAUAUGAAUGGCGAUAAGGAAGAUUUUAACAGUGAAGUAAAGACUAUAUUACAUAGUUUACCCUUUUAUCCGGAAGAAUUGGCAUGGCAAUUGCAAUUAACUAGAAAAGAUAUUAGACGAUCUGAAGCAUAUUUUAGACUGCAUAAUUUUCUUAUUGCUGAAACUAACAAUGGUAGUAUCAGCAGACAGGAAGUAGUUAGUAUGGUUCCUCCUUUAGUGUUGGAUGUCAAGCCUUCGCACAAGGUUCUUGAUAUGUGUGCAGCACCAGGAUCCAAAACAGCGCAACUUAUAGAAAUGAUACAUGCAGAUGAAGGAAAUAUUCCUCCAGAAGGUUUUGUAAUAGCCAAUGAUCUUGACAAUAAUCGCUGCUACAUGUUGGUGCAUCAAGCUAAAAGACUAAACAGUCCAAACAUCCUUAUUACAAAUCAUGAUUCAUCUGUUAUGCCUAAUUUUAUAAUUACUAAUCCAGAUGGUACAAAAGAUACAUUAAAAUUUGAUAGGAUACUUGCAGAUGUUCCAUGUAGUGGUGAUGGUACUAUGAGAAAAAAUCCGGAUAUAUGGUGUAAAUGGAGUCCUGCUAAUGGCAAUAAUCUCCAUGGAAUUCAAUAUAGAAUAGCAAAACGUGGUUUAGAAUUAUUAAUAGUUGGAGGAAGAAUGGUAUAUUCUACAUGUUCAUUAAAUCCAAUAGAAAAUGAAGCAGUGCUUCACAGGCUUCUUUGUGAAACUGGAGACUCAGUACAGUUAAUUGAUUGUAGAGACUUGGUACCAGGAUUGUUAUGUGACCCUGGUGUUACACACUGGAAACCAGCAUCUAAAAAUUUACAAUAUUAUAAUACUUGGGACGAUGUUCCAGAACAAUGGCAGACUCAAGUACGACCAAAAAUGUUUCCUCCACAAGUGGACGAAGCUUCCAAAUUUCAUCUUGAGCGUUGUAUGAGAAUAUUACCACAUCAUCAAGAUACUGGAGGUUUUUUCGUGGCUGUAUUGGAGAAAGUAAAAUCUCUACCAUGGGAAAAUGAAGUCGAUAUUAAAUCAGAUAUUAAACCAGAAUAUAUAUUAAACCAGAAUGUGCAGAAUUUAAGUGAUAAUGCAAACAAAGAUGAACUCAUUCCAAAAGAAGAAACUUCACGAAAUGAGCUUUCAGAAAAUGGAAAAAGAAUAUUAGAAGAAGAAAAGAAAUCACGAGAUCUACAAAGAAAACGAAGAAGGAUUGUUGGUUACAGAGAAGAUCCAUUUGUUUUCUUCAAGGAUGAGACAGAAGAUGUAUGGCAAUCUAUUAAAGAUUUUUAUGGUAUAUCUGAUGAUUUGGAUCCGCGAUGUCUGUUAGUAAGAUGUCAUGAAGGAAAAAAGAAAAAUAUUUACUUUACAUCACCUGCAAUUCGUGACAUAGUGAUAUCUAAUGAAAAUAAAGUCAAAAUGAUUAAUACUGGCGUUAAAACUUUUGUGCGAUGUGACAAUAAAAAUAUGAAUUGCGCCUUUAGACUUGCUCAAGAAGGAAUGCAGAGUAUCAUUCAUUAUAUAAGUGAUAACAGAAAGCUUAAAAUUUCGAAAGAAGAUUUAAUAAUGCUUUUACAAAGUGAUAAUCCACAUACACCACCUGAAAUUGUAAAAUUAAGUCCAGAUACUCAAGAACGUCUCAAAGACUUCACAACUGGAAGUUGUAUACUGUUAUACAAAGAAGAGAAAACUGACAAUAUAAAUCAGCUAAAUCUUCAACUGGUUGGAUGGAGAGGAAUAAUGUCUCUCAGAGCAUACGUGCCUACUUGCGACGCGAUUCACUAUUUACGGCUUUUAGGAGCAGAUUGUUCUAAAUUUGAGAAAAACAAAUUCGAGGAAAAUCGCGCAGCUGCAUUAGUCGAAGACGCUAAUAACGAUAUUGGAACUGAAGAUUAAUAAAAAAAAUUGUAACGAGGAAUGGUAAUAAUAUAGAAGAAAGAUAUAGAAGAAAAUCGAUGACGCAGAAAUGUCAGCCAGAACCGUUCAUUACGAUGUAAUUAUAACUUGUCGAUUUUUUAAAUUUCUUAUAUGUGUCCUUUUUACCAUGUGCUACAUUUAAAUGAAAUUCGAAUUGUAUUUUUUAUUCAACUUGAAUAUUACUUUACUAUUUGAUCUAGUGAUCACUGAGUGUUGAUAUUGGAAUAAUAUGAUAUGAAUAUAUUAUGAAUAAGUUAAAUAAAAAAUAUGAUUUGUAGGAUAAAAAUUUCGACAAUGUAAUGAUGAUAAAAUGAUUACUUUUACUGUCCAUUUUCUAUGAAAUAACUUUUAUGAAAUUACAUGCGAUAAGCAGCUUUCCGUUUUCUAAUUCCUAUAUAAUGCAUCUUGCCAUAAAGUACAAUACAAAUUUUUCUUAUAAAUAUGGCCGGA